This is a messenger RNA of Drosophila ananassae, 2039 nucleotides long. RefSeq names its product glucosidase 2 subunit beta (gene GCS2beta). The record is from RefSeq and is a predicted model, not a curated record. Gene Ontology annotation, molecular function: protein binding. Gene Ontology annotation, biological process: N-glycan processing. Lineage: Eukaryota; Metazoa; Arthropoda; Insecta; Diptera; Drosophilidae. The transcript has 2 exons. The coding region runs from base 142 to 1803 and encodes 553 amino acids. Gene Ontology annotation, cellular component: glucosidase II complex.
AUAGCUUGUAUAGCUUGCCAUCCCUAGCCCUGCACCGGCAUUUACGACUCGUAAAAUUCAUAGCAAAUUCCACGUAAGAUUUACGGUACAAGCAACUGAAUUUUACCAAUCUAUUGCGAUUAGUCAGAACUGAUCGGAAAAAUGCAAGGCAUGAGGAGCAGGAGCUUGUUGGUGCUAAUACCGUUCCUGGUGGCCUUACUUCUGGCGAGCGAAACUUCGGCAAGCGGAGAAGUUCUUCGACCCGUUGGAGUCUCGUUGGCAAAGGCUGCCCUUUACCAGCCUCGAGCGGACAAAAGUUGGACUUGUUUGGACGGAAGCCGAAGCAUACCCUUCACCCAGAUUAACGAUGACUAUUGCGACUGUCCCGACGGAAGCGACGAACCAGGAACCUCUGCCUGUGCUCAGGGAAAAUUCCAUUGUCUGAACAAGGGCCAUCAGCCGAUUGACAUUCCCAGUUCCCAGGUGCAGGACGGUAUCUGUGAUUGCUGCGAUGGCAGCGACGAGUCCCAGUUGGUGGCCUGUCCCAACACCUGCCAGGAGCUCGGAGCAGCUGCAGCGGUCCAGCGCAGGAAUGAGGCUGAGCUGUUUAAGAAAGGUGCUGAGCGUCGUCAGGAGCUGAUUACCCGCGGCAAGCAAAUGCGAGCCGAGCGUGAGUCUCGCCGUCUGGAACUGGAUCAGCGUCUUAAGGAGCAGGAGCUUCUCCGCACCGAAAAGGAGCAGUUGAAGCAGAACGCGGAAGCUUUCGAAACUGAGGCCAUCGAUGCCUUCAAGGAGCAGCAUCGGGAAUUGGAUACGGAUACCGCCAAAGCCGAGGAGGAACCAAAAGAGAUGCGUAAGGAGGCCUCGCUAAGCUUUAUAGAAUAUGACACCAACACGGACGGCUUUGUGGAGGUAACUGAGCUCAUGGUCGACAUGGUCUUGGACAAGGAUCGCAACGGCGUCGUUACCAAAGAGGAGGCCAGGUACUUCCUGGACGAGCGCGACCGCGUGGACAUAGAUGCCUUCAUCACCUUAUCUUGGCCCAGAAUUAAACCUUUGAAGAUGCUCGCCGAAGGUCUGUUCCAACCACCCACACCGGAGGAUUCUACUGGAGAUGCAGCCCAGCAGACAGAAGCUACCCCUGAAAAAAUCAACCCAACUUCUCCACAUCUUAAUGAUGAACAAGCCGAUCUGGCUGGGGACGAUGACAUCGAGGCUGACGAGGAGGGCGACGAAGAUCAGUACGAUGACGAAGAGCCCGAUGUUGGAGUUGGUGAGGCCACCCCAGACGUGGAGGAUGCUAAACCUCCUGUUUACGACCCGGAGACUCAACGUCUGAUCCAGCAGGCUAACGAGGCGCGCAAUGCUCUGGAGGAAGUGGAGCGCAGCAUUCGGGAGAUAGAGCAUGAGGUCAAAGAGAUCGACGAGCAGAAUGGCAAGGACUACGGUCCCAACGAAGAGUGGGCUGUGCUGGAUGGCCAGUGCUAUACCUUCGAGGAUCGGGAGUAUGUUUAUACGCUGUGUCCCUUCGACCGGACUUCUCAGAAGUCGAGAAGCGGCGGAGCCGAAACAACUCUGGGACGAUGGGAGCAGUGGAUCGGCCAACCCAAGAAGUAUUCCCAGCAAAAGUACGCCAACGGCGCCGCGUGUUGGAAUGGCCCCUCACGUUCUGCCAUUAUCAACAUCAAAUGUUCCCUGGAGCCAAAGAUCACUGCCGUCAGCGAACCCAACCGCUGUGAAUACUACUUUGAGUUCGAGACUCCUGCUGCCUGCGACAGCGAAGCUUUCCAGGCCGAGACGGAUAACCUGCACGACGAACUCUGAAAAGGCCACAAGUUGAAGCGCAAAGAGGAAAGGCAGAGGGGUAGAAGAUCAGCCCCUUGGGAAUUGUAUUUUAGUUGUAAACAGAGAACAUUAUUUUGUCGAGAUCAUUCCUAAGCUGAGGCAGGAGGAACAUGGAACAUCAUCAAGAAUGUAGCGAAUUAUUUCAGUGUAUGCAUUUAAGAAAAACCGUAAAACGUUUCAUUUUGAAUAAAGUGUAAACACCUAGUAUUUUUAAA